AGGCGGAAGCGGCGCCGGCGCGGAACCCGCUCUGCCGCAGCGAUGGCUGCCGGUGUCCCCUGCGCGCUGGUCACCAGCUGCUCUGCCACCUUCACCGGGGACCGGCUAGUGCAACAUAUCCUUGGAACAGAAGAUGCUGUUGUGGAAGCAACUUCCAGCGAUGCUGUGAGGUUUUACCCCUGGACCAUCGAUAACAAGUACUAUUCUGCAGAGGUCAACCUGUGCGUGGUGCCAAGCAAGUUCCUGGUCACUGCCGAGAUCGCCGAGUCAGUCCAGGCGUUUGUAGUUUACUUUGACAGCACACAGAAAUCAGGUCUUGACAGUGUCUCCUCAUGGCUUCCUCUGGCAGAAACAUGGCUACCCGAGGUGAUGAUCCUGGUCUGUGAUAGAGUGUGUGAAGACGGAAUAAACCGACAACAGGCUCAAGAGUGGUGUAUCAAACACGGCUUUGAGCUGGUGGAGCUCAACCCAGAGGAGCUGCCUGAGGAGGACGAUGACUUCCCUGAAUCUACAGGAGUGAAGCGGAUUGUACAAGCACUGAACGCCAAUGUCUGGUCCAAUGUCGUGAUGAAGAAUGACAGGAGCCAGGGCUUCAGCCUUCUCAACUCACUGGCUGGAGGAAACCACCACAUUGGAUCAGCAGAGAGCUGUCACUCUGAGCAGCAGGAGCCAUCACCAACAGCUGAGAGGACAGAGUCCCUCCCCAGCCAGCGCAGUGGUGCGUGUGGCUCCGCGGGCACACAGGUUGACAGCACUGUCGACCCCAUGUUAGACCUGGAUAUUCAAGAAUUAGCCAGCCUUACCGCCGGAGGCGGGGAUCUGGAGAACUUCGAGAGACUCUUUUCAAAGUUAAAAGAAAUGAAAGACAAGGCUGCGACGCUUCCUCAUGAGCAGAGAAAGUUGCACGCAGAAAAGGUGGCCAAAGCCUUCUGGAUGGCAAUAGGAGGAGACCGAGAUGAGAUCGAGGGACUUUCUUCUGAUGAGGAGGAACACUAAGUUCUGCCUGCUAGGUUUGACUGACACCGAUGCCAGCACUGUGCGCCCCAAGUGCUUCCUUUCUCAGCUGGGUUCUGUUCUGCCAAGAUUGACAUUAGCACGCUGGCCACCUGACUGGUUUUUGGGAUUCUGUUACCUAAGCUUUUAGAAAGACGCCAGGGAGAAAUCUUUGCUCCUGCCGCAUAAGUGACUGAGGAGUGAGAGGGCAGUGUGGAAACCCUUCAGAUCUACAUUCUUCAUCUUAAGAACGUGGGUAAAAUGAGUCUCGGAGAUGUGUAACACAGAAGAGCCAGGUGUCAGAGCACCUGAGGGGCUGAGGCCAGCCCGGGCUCCGUAGGGAAGCCCGCUUCCGUGCUGGAUUGCCAGCGUUCACACUGGAUGCAGGUCGGGCUUGUGCUAUCUGCUAUGUACUGUCACUGGUCCCCACCAAGAGCACAGCUCUGACCUAAGGUGAAUGUUAAUGACAAGAAAGGAGGCAGUUGUAGACCUAGUGUGUGCCUGGCGGGUAGGGGAGCAAGCGGCUCAUGGGCUCGUCUUUAAGUCUUUACGGACAUUUUUAAGCCCAGUGAGUUUCUGCCACAAAGAAGUAAAGUCAGAUGUGUAUCUGUAAGAAACAGAGGCAAAGGUUUCCUCCUGUGCUCUGAGGAGCGUAAAGCAGCCCUCUCCCCAGCUGCUGGGCAAGGGCCCUUAGUGUAGUCAUGUGUGCCCCAAAGGACCAGCAGUGUUGGUUCCGAGCACACUGCUGACACUGGCAGCAGUGCUCUCUGACAGAGUGCUCUCCCUGGCUGCUUAAGGUUCGAAUCUAGUGUCCCCUUCAUUCUGCUUGGAAGCAGAGAUUACUGUCAAGGUACCAGUACCAAGCAGUGGAGGGACAGUGGAGGGAGCCUUCCAAGAGCCGGGUCCAGAGCUACCCCCAUGCUUUACUUCCAGGGCUGUUGGCUCCUCUACACUCCAGGGCCAAGUCCCAAGGAAGCCCUGUCCUUCCUCUUGUGCUGUGUUUGAGUGUGUCAGCCCCAGGAGUGCACAAAGCAAAGUUCUAAAGGAAGCGAGGAAAGUACAGCAAAUAAAGGUCUAAAGGUCCUUGUUCUAUCAUCACAGACACUUGUGUGAGGCGGGCGUGAGGCUUCUUUAUGGUCGUCACUUCUAAGCAGGUGCCACCAUGAUGGUAGUCAUCGUGGGCUGAGAGCUGGUCCUUCCCUAACAUCAAACAUGAGUUAGGUCAUGACCAGAAACAAGAUGCAUCUGCUUGGGUACCACUUAUAGGACCUGAAACCUGCUUGGCCAGGCCACACAGGGAGGAAACGUGAUCCUGGUGAUGGUAGCAUUCUGGAAACAGUGGGUGCUGUUUUGCUCCGGGUCCCUGUGCUCCUUAACCCACCCCCCACCCCCCCCAACACUCUGAGCUUGUAAUCUUGAGCUUGGGUUUACCACUACCCUUUCAGGGGGACUAAUACUUUAAGGUGAGUGCAUUAGUCACUGGUUAAGAAGGAAAAUUAGGGAAGUUGGCUGUGGGUUACCAGAAAAGGUAGAACAUGUUUUUCUUAAAAUGUAGAAGAUUUUAGAAAAAUAUAUUAGGUCACAUGAUUAGGGGAAAAAAUUAGACUACAAAAGGCUGUGGACUGAUUUUGCUUACUUAAAAACCAGGUAAUUAAACGAUGAUUUAUUUAUAAAAUCUG
Molecule: messenger RNA, 2672 nt
Organism: Arvicanthis niloticus (Nile rat)
Lineage: Eukaryota; Metazoa; Chordata; Mammalia; Rodentia; Muridae
Source: RefSeq, a predicted model, not a curated record